Molecule: messenger RNA, 1272 nt
Organism: Talaromyces rugulosus
Lineage: Eukaryota; Fungi; Ascomycota; Eurotiomycetes; Eurotiales; Trichocomaceae
Exons: 4
Coding region: 1-1272 (423 amino acids)
Molecular function (GO): O-methyltransferase activity
Source: RefSeq, a predicted model, not a curated record
AUGAGCCCCUCCACAACUAUAAUGGCACCUUACAAAAUCAAUGUCGACAUGGACACCUCUCUCCUCCAGCAACUGAACCGCAUUGACAGUGCAAUCCUGAACAAUGAAGAUGAAAGAGUAGCGCUUGUGCAUGCCAUGCGAGCUGCUUUGUCGCGCAUAGAGACGCCGUGGGAGAGCGCACUACAGAUUGUCUUCACCCAGCCCUCCGUGUUCGCCGCACUCAAAACGUGCGUAGACGCAGGGCUGUUUGUGCAGUGGCUGCAACAGCCCCUGCAUGGUGAGCCAGCGUCAGCGAGCACGCUCGCCCGUCUCGUUGACGUCGAUGAAAUGCUGCUGUCUCGUCUGCUGCGACACCUCGCCGCCACCAAUAUGUUACACGAAGAGGCCCCAGGUGUGUACAGGCUCUCGCGGUUUGCACACUCACUCGGGCUGCCCGAGUACGCCAGCAUGCUGCCAUUUCUCUUCGAAACAAGCCUCCCAGGAUUUUCUUCUCUGCCGGCAUAUCUCCAGUCAAAUAAAUACGCCAACCCCGCGGACGCCAAGGCCACAAACUGGCACUAUCUGCGCGGAGUGUCUCGCUUUGCUGAUCUGCAAAGCCGGCCAUCCGAGAUGGCCACCUUCCAAUUAAUGAUGACAACGUACGCCGCGAACAAGACCAGCUGGGUGGAUCUGUAUCCUGUGGAGAACGAGAUUCUCAGAUGCGCAGAAUCCACAUCUAGUAGUGCAUUGGUGGUGGAUGUUGGGGGCGGGCGCGGACAUGAUCUGCAGCGCUUGCUGCAUCUCUGGCAGGGUUUGCUUGACGGUAAUAAUACAGCUAGAAUCGUCGCGCCGACACCAGGGCAGCUCAUCUUGCAAGAUCGCCAGGCUACGCUGGUCAACGCUGUAGGCGAAAGUCUCAUUCGCAAAAUGGCCCACGACUUCUUUCAGCAGCAGCCCGUGCGAGGAGCGCGUGUGUAUUAUCUACAUACCGUGCUGCAUGACUGGCCAGAUCGAGAGGCUGGUGUGAUUCUGGGCCAGAUUGGCCUGGCGAUGCAGGUUGGAUAUAGUAGGUUGUUGAUACAUGAGACUGUCGUGCGUACGGACGAGGUGCAGGAUCUGUCCGAGUGGAAGAAGACGACAUCGGAUAUGCAGAUGAUGAUGGUUCUGAGCUCUGCAGAGCGGACUGAGCAGAACUGGCGUGAAUUGAUUGCGAGAGCGGGCUUGACGGUGGUGAAGAUUUGGAAUUCGGGGGCGUCUGCAGAGAGUAUCAUUGAGGUAGUAAAAGAUAAGUAG